AUGGCCGCAGAGAAGAAUGCCAAAUAUCGGCAGGAGAUUCAGAUGAUGAUGUACGUGAGUGGAGAGACGGCAGAACCUAGUGCUGAGACAACUUAUCUCAUCGAGGAGAUUGUUCGUGAACAAGUCGUGGAGAUGCUGAAAGAAGCGACAGCCCUGGCGAAUAGGCGUGGCUCGAAAUCGAUCUCUAUCGUAGAUCUCAUAUUCCAGAUACGCCAUAAUGCGGCUAAGGUCUCGAGGUUAAAGACAUUCCUUUCGUGGAAGGAUGUCAGGAAAAACGUCAAAGACUCCGACGAUAAAGGUGGUGGUGACGCUGAUGCUAUCGAUCUAGAAGAUAGCGCCAACCUUCCAGGAGCUAACUCUGGUCCCACGCAAAAAUCGAGCUCCAACAAGAAGGCCAAGCUCAUGCUACCCUGGGAAAUUUACUCAUACUACUCGGAACAGGUGCCAGAACGAGAAGACGAGGAAGACGAGGAAGAGGAAGAGCAGAAUGAUGCGACACUUGCACGUCUAGCUGCAGCUGACGAGCGAACGAAGAAUAUGACCAGAGACCAGUAUGUAUAUUGGUCUGAAUGCAGACAGGCUAGCUUCACCUUUAGAAAAGGCAAACGUUUCAGAGAAUGGGCCGGUUUUGGCACGGUCAUUGACAGCAAGCCCAACGACGACGUAGUCGACAUUCUUGGCUUCUUGACUUUCGAGAUUGUUCAGACGUUGACAGAAGAGGCACUAAGGGUCAAAGCAAUCGAAGACUUGGCGAAUAAGAAGGCGAACAGUGGACGUGGAGACGCAGAAGCAUCGAAGAAGCGCAAGCGUGAAGGCUGCUCGCUGUUUGAGAUGCCCGAAGAAGGGAGAUCUCCAGUUGAUUGCAGACACGUCAAGGAAGCCUUUCGUCGUCUUCAGCUCAUCCCAAAAAGAUACACCUUCUUACGACCAAGGAACGCGGGCAUGAGGACAACAUUGCGACUGAUUUAA
Molecule: messenger RNA, 969 nt
Organism: Lithohypha guttulata
Lineage: Eukaryota; Fungi; Ascomycota; Eurotiomycetes; Chaetothyriales; Trichomeriaceae
Exons: 4
Coding region: 1-969 (322 amino acids)
Biological process (GO): transcription by RNA polymerase II
Cellular component (GO): SAGA complex
Molecular function (GO): protein heterodimerization activity; transcription coregulator activity
Source: RefSeq, a predicted model, not a curated record